Molecule: messenger RNA, 1746 nt
Organism: Trypanosoma rangeli
Lineage: Eukaryota; Euglenozoa; Kinetoplastea; Trypanosomatida; Trypanosomatidae
Product: putative protein kinase
Exons: 1
Coding region: 1-1746 (581 amino acids)
Biological process (GO): metabolite repair
Molecular function (GO): ADP-dependent NAD(P)H-hydrate dehydratase activity; NAD(P)HX epimerase activity
Source: RefSeq, a predicted model, not a curated record
AUGCUGCCGCUUAGCAGGUUGCCUGCCCGAUGUGUAGCGCCAGGGGACUAUGGUAAACUGCUGCAGACCUGUGUGUGGCGUGCAUCGUGGCUCCGUGAGAUGGAGGUGGAGGCAGCGCGUGAGUGGGACGUGUCGCUCCAUACUGUAAUGAACUGGGCCGCCCACGCGGCCUUUUUUGCCAUUCGCAGCGAGUAUUCCCCAUUGCGGCGCUGGCUCAUUUUAUGCGGAGGUGGAAAUAAUGGUGGGGACGGGUAUACGAUUGCCCGCAUUGCCGCGGAUGCCGGCUUUCUUGUGACGGUGCUAUCAAUCAAGGGAACAAAGCCACUUCCUCCGGAGGCCACCGCCGCAUAUGCUGAAUUGGUGAAGAAAGGCAAUGUUCCGAUUUACGAGGUGGAGAAUUGGAGCGACGCUGCGGUAUCGGAAAGUUUUGAUUUGGUGGUGGACGCGCUGUUGGGUAUAGGAAUCACAGGGGCACCGCGUGGUGUUUACGCACGCUGUAUCGACUGGGCGAACACCCUUAAUGCUCCUCGUGUUGCCAUUGACAUUCCGUCUGGUUUGAACGCUGAAACUGGCUCUGUAGAGGGCCCGUGCAUACGGGCAGAAUCCACAGUCACGUUUAUCGCGUUAAAACCAGGCCUCCUCACGGGUCGCGCACGCGAUUACGUUGGGAGGUUGCACUAUUCUUACCUGCCGUUUGGGAGCUGGUUCCUGGAAAGCGAGCGUCAGGAGCAGCUCUUUUGCCGGCGUCUGUCGAGUUUACAUUUGGAUUGGAUUAUGCACCCGCGAUCCCCAUGUGCACACAAGGGCAUGAAUGGCAAGUUGAUUAUCAUUGGUGGUGACAUUGGAUUUGGUGGGGCGGUUAUGAUGGCUGCUGAGGCGGGACUAUGCACCGGCGCAGGCCUUAUUCGCGUUUUGUCGCGAGCACAGCACGCCAUGACUCUUCUGUCUCGUUGUCCGGAGGUGAUGGUGGAGGAGUUGACAGAAGCUAACCUUCAGAAGGGACUGGAGUGGUCGACGUGUGUGGCGGUGGGGCCGGGGCUGGGGCAGGGUGAAUGGGGUUGCGAGGCCCUCGCAAAGGUUUUAGCAUAUUGUCAACAACAUCCAGAGAAGCCGUCGGUGUGGGACGCGGACGCACUCAACAUUAUGGCGGCGCAGUUGCAGAAGGGGGGAGAGAAUCCCUUUGCUACACCCCUUGCGAACCGCAUCAUCACACCCCACCCAGGGGAAGCUGCGCGGCUGCUGCAGUGCACCAUUGAUGAAGUCGAAAAAGAUCGAUUUCAGGCAGUAAAGCGGCUUGCUGAAACUUACGGUGGUGUGGCGCUGCUGAAAGGACCCGGCACCGUCCUGUACACCGCUGAAGGCAUUGAUCCCGCUGUGCUGAAAGGACCCGGCACCGUCCUGUACACCGACGAGGGCAUUGACCCUGCUUUUGCUCCAUUGACUACCGCACAUAGUCUGCUUUCCAUGCGCUAUGUUUUGGUGGAUGCGGGGAACAGUGGUAUGGCCACCGGAGGCUUCGGAGAUGUGUUGACGGGCGUCAUUGCGGGACUGCUGGCGCAGAAGUUUUCUGAGUGGUAUGCGGCGUGUGUGGGGUGUCUUGUCCACGGCACUGCGGGGGACCUCGCAGCCGAGGUCCAGGGGGGCGAACGAGGGCUACGGGCAACAUCACUCCUCAAACACAUCCCCGUCUGCGUCAAUCUACCGCCGAAAUGCGAGAGUGGUGGUAAAAAUCGGGAUUGUGAAUGA